Messenger RNA from Tinamus guttatus (white-throated tinamou), 717 nucleotides. The record is from RefSeq and is a predicted model, not a curated record. Lineage: Eukaryota; Metazoa; Chordata; Aves; Tinamiformes; Tinamidae.
AUGUCCCCAAGGUGCCAGGUGGACGUGCUGGUGACAACGGCCGGGGGCGUGGAGGAGGAUCUCAUCAAGUGCCUGGCGCCCACCUACGUCGGGGACUUCGAGCUGCGGGGACAGGAGCUGCGCGAACGCGGCAUCAACCGCAUCGGGAACCUGCUGGUGCCCAACGACAACUACUGCAAGUUCGAGGACUGGCUGAUGCCCAUCCUGGACAAGAUGACGGAGGAGCAGGACACGGAGGGCGUCAAGUGGACCCCGUCCAAGAUGAUUGCGCGGCUGGGCAAGGAGAUCGACAACCCCGACUCCAUCUACUACUGGGCGCAGAAGAACGGGAUCCCGGUGCUGAGCCCGGCGCUCACCGACGGCUCCCUGGGCGACAUGAUCUUCUUCCACUCGUACAAGCGCCCGGGGCUGGUGCUGGACAUCGUGGAGGGCCAUUUUCGCCCGGCGCACGGCGCGGGGGGGGGGCUGGUGAAGCACCACAUCGCCAAUGCCAACCUCAUGCGGAACGGGGCCGACUUCUCCGUGUACGUGAACACGGCGCAGGAGUUCGACGGCUCCGACUCGGGCGCCCGCCCGGACGAGGCCGUUUCCUGGGGGAAAAUCCGCCCGGACGCGACGCCGGUCAAGGUCUAUGCCGACGCCUCCCUGGUUUUCCCACUGCUCGUGGCCGAGACGUUCGCCCGGAACGCGGGAUCCUUCCCGGAGCCGCCUCCCUAG